GCAGCCAGUGCCCAGCAGGAGUAGAAGUCUCCAGCUGCGGCACGAGCCCAAAUUAAACGAGGCGGGGCGGAGGAGACCGGACUGAUUGACCCUACCUGCUCGACCCGAUGAGGAAGACGAAGACCCACCUCGCCAUAUAAAAGGCCUCCGCCUUCACAGCCGCGCCCGUUCCCGAGCUCCUCUUACUCCUCCCGGCGCCGGCGACGCCGAUCGUUCGUUCGAGUGUGCAGUUGAGCUGAUUGAUUUCAACUCCCCAAAACCCCAAUCCAGCAUUUCUCCCCCCAGCUCCAGACCAUAACCCUAGCUAGUUUGAUUUCAUGGCCGGGGACCCAAUGCCGACCGCCCUGCCGCCGCCGGAGAAGGGGGAGGAGCAGCCGCCGCCGGCCGUUACGGACCUUGUUGUCGUGCCGCAGCCAGACGAAUCGGAUCUGAAAUUUCUGGACCAUUUUCAACAAAUAAGUGGUUGCACUAGUUUUAUACACAAAGAUAUAGGAGGUCUUCUUGAGUGUGCAAAACUGCAGAAUCCGAUGCGUGGCUAUGUUCAUACUAAGUGCUGUUCUCGCAAUACUAUCUGUGGACGUGAGAACUAUUACCCUGUGGGUGCCUCGCUAAGUAAUCCUGAGAAGUGGACAUGUUUUGUUAAUUGCAUUCUCCAGUGUGUGGUUCACACUGUUCCUCUGGUGUUGAAGCUUCUGAAAGAUGAUCACAUAGAUGCAUGUCCUCGUGACUCUGACAAAUUCUGCUGUUACUGCUCCCUAAAACUGCACGCUGAUGAAAUUAUCAAGCGCUCUGGGUGUGUUCUCUACCCAAAGAAGUUUGUUGAACUCCUGAACUUAAUAUCUGAAAAUUUUGAGUGGGGACAACACCAGGAUGCACAUGAAUUCCUCCGUUACUUGCUCGAUAAAUUGGAUGAGGCCUCUGUUCCUCACAGUCCCCCAUCUGAGGGAUCCUCUUCAAUUGUCCAACAAAUUUUUGGAGGCCAGCUAAAAAGUCAGUUGCAUUGUCCAGAGUGCCAGCAUUGCUCAGACAGAUUGGAGCCUUUCGUCGACCUUAACUUAGAGGUUACCCAGAUGAGCAGUGUCAUGGAUGCACUACAUUCUUUUACAAAGAUUGAGGUGUUCGAAAAUUUUCCUUGUGAUGGGUGCAAAUCUCGUGUGAACAUGGAAAAGCAAUUCAAGGUGGAACAGGCUCCAGAAGUUCUCGUGAUCCAGCUUAAGAGGUUUCAAAAUCUGGGGAGUGCUAUCUCUAAGAUUCAAACCAAGGUGGAGUAUCAGCCAGAGCUGGAUUUAAACCCGUUUCUGAGCACCCCAGAGGAUAAACCUCAAUACUAUGAUUUGUAUGGAGUUGUAGAACACCUGGGUGUUCCAUCCAAUGGUCACUAUGUUUGUAUUAUCCGUCCAUCACAAACUGAUUGGUUUCUGUUCGAUGAUUCUAAGGAAAUAUAUCUACAGCUUGUAACAUUUUUUGUAUAUAUUUCGUUCAAGUACAUGGUUCUAGCUUCUAAACUUUCGUGGUGCAGGUUAUGAAGAUUUGCAAAGAUAGAGCUUUGGACAGCGAAGCAUACCUUCUAUUCUAUGUCAAGCAAGGUUCAUCUCCGUGGUUCUCUACCUUACUUAAGAGAAAGAAGAACAGUUCCGGUGACAGCGAUGAGGGCAGUUACACUUGUAGUGGCAGUGACAGUGACAGUGAUGAACAAGAGAAUGAGGGUUCUCCCGAAACCCCGUCUUGGUGUAAAGAUGAGGUCAGGGAUACCAAUGAUUCUCCAGAUGGAGCACUGGGUACCUUGGGGCUCAGAUCAGUCGGCCCCAACUCCGACAACAUUACUAAGGGCAAGUGCAUUACCAGUAUUGUCCAAGAGAAAGCAAUAGAAGACGAGCCUAUCAAGCAGUUUAAAGACAUGCUGAUUAAUAAGUUACGUAUGGCUGGAUUAACUGGAAGUGAGAUUGAGGAAGCUGCUGCUGUCAUACUUGCAAGAACGGAAGAAUCACAGAUGGUGUUUGCACUUAAGGCUUCAAGGAGAGAGUAUAUCGUUGAAACGCUCGAUGAUGGAUACAAAACUGGAUUAAAGAAGCGCAGGCGAAACGACACCAAAGUAGAAGGACACGAGCUUGGAGAAGUAUCUAGGGAAGAAGAGGAGUCCGGGGUGGGCAGCAAAGGUGGAGAUCCAAGAGAAUGCGGUGGUAGGAGAUAACAACAUAUACAUGGUAUCUAGCUAUUGGCUGCAGGUAGAACGCGUUCUGUAACUUGUUAUGUGGAAAUUGAGCAGGACAUCGCACUUUGAGCACUUCUAAGUUUUAACAGUCCGAAGCCACUUAAAUCAUAUUUAACUAUUGUUAAAAUUGACAUAUAGUAAGUUAUUCUCUGUAUAACACUAGAGCUUCUCAUA
Messenger RNA from Lolium perenne, 2386 nucleotides. RefSeq names its product ubiquitin carboxyl-terminal hydrolase 23. The record is from RefSeq and is a predicted model, not a curated record. Gene Ontology annotation, cellular component: cytosol; nucleus. NCBI's taxonomy places the organism in Eukaryota, Viridiplantae, Streptophyta, Magnoliopsida, Poales, Poaceae. Gene Ontology annotation, molecular function: cysteine-type deubiquitinase activity. Gene Ontology annotation, biological process: protein deubiquitination.